This is a messenger RNA of Pelmatolapia mariae (spotted tilapia), 3479 nucleotides long. RefSeq lists its product as uncharacterized. Bases 1 to 2907 code for a protein of 968 amino acids. Gene Ontology annotation, cellular component: external side of plasma membrane. Gene Ontology annotation, biological process: T cell costimulation; cellular response to lipopolysaccharide; cell surface receptor signaling pathway. Lineage: Eukaryota; Metazoa; Chordata; Actinopteri; Cichliformes; Cichlidae. The transcript has 12 exons. The record is from RefSeq and is a predicted model, not a curated record.
AUGCCUCCUGUCCCAGAAAACAUUGAAGUUGUCUCUAAAGCCCAGGCUGUGGGAGUCACACACAGAGGAGAGCCAGGUGUGGAGGCCGAGCAGCCGCCCAAACACCCCACGGCCACAGGUGGGAGUGGGGCCGGAGAUACAAACACUACGGUGGGCUUGUUUCACAGCCUCACAAAGACACACAAAGUCCAGUUUGAGGAAGUGAGAGCGCUGUUUGGAAUCCGGUUUGUGCCCAUGUGGAUAAGGAUGGUGUCGGCCUCCGGACGGGAUCGUAUUCUGCCAGGAAACUUGUCUAAAAUGUCCCAGAGCGUCGGGCCGGGAAAAGGCAGAGCGUAUGCCUCCUUUAUUGUGAAAUUCCUCACCAUGGUGGAGGUGGAGGAGGGGGCGGAGUCUGUCCAGCUGCCCUUCAAAACCACACAAAACCUGCCUGAAGAUGCUGAAGUGGAGUGGUGGAACAUAAGUUCAUACGACAAGGUCCAUCUGUAUAAGAACGGCUCUGACCAGCCUGAAGAACAGCACCAGGUUUACAGAGACCGAACGAAGAUGAAUGAAGACCCGCUGAAAACUGGAGACCUCAGUCUGACCCUGAAAUACCCCACAGAGAGAGACAGUGGAGAAUACAGCUGUGACCUUGACAGUGGGAACAUUUGGAGAUACAAAAAAGUGCUGCUCAAAGUCAAAGGCUGGCUCGUCUCCACCUGUCGUCCCCAUCAGUACCACUAUGUUGAUGACGCAAAGACUUGGACUGAAGCUCAGAGCUGCUGCACACAGACUCACACAGACCUGGCCUCCAUCGAGAACACUGAAGAAAUGAAGCAGCUGAACAGCACAGUUUCAUCUGCUGCUCACAGCUCUGAGCUCUGGCUCGGAUCACAGAUGAACCCUGAGUUUGAUUUGGUGGAUAAAGACAUGAGUUCGUCCGAUGCUCAGAGUUUGAUGGUGGAGGACGUCACAGGAGCUGUGCUGCUGUCCCCGUCCAGGAACAUGAUCCUGCUGCUCCAUGGAAACAGGUUUAAUGGUACCAGAGCUUCUACUGGACUAACAGAGGAAGCAGUGAUCAGAGGCUUCAGACAGAAGGUGAAGCAGUUUGUUUGCAUGAACACAGAUUUAGACGGUGUCUUUUCCCAGCAUGCCUUGGCCCUAGAGAUGUAUGAGGGGGUGGAGUCUGUCCUGCUGCUCUGCAAGGACACUUCUGUGCCUCGGGACCCCACUCUGAUGUGGACACGCCGUGACCUCGAUCCUCCAGUCGUCCACCAGCGUAGCCAGGCAGGAGAUAAACUGAGAGACCAAAACCAGCGUUACAGAGACCGAACAUCCAUGAAGACGGACUCUCUGCAGACUGGAGACUUCAGCCUCACUCUGAGGAACCCCAUCACCUCUGACAGCGGCACCUACACCUGCACCAUCACUGCAUUUGGAAACACACGGACACUGACAGAAGUAGAGCUGCAGGUCAAAGUGUCCCACCAAGUCUUCACCCUGGAGGUGUACGAGGGGGUGGAGUCAGUCCUGCUGCCCUGUCACAUCCCGUUUGUAUCUGGACCCACCACAGUGGUGUGGAGCCGCUACGACCUCAAUCCUCCAACCGUUCACCAGCGUCAGCAGGAAGAGGACGAGCUGACAGAUCAAAACCAGCGUUACAGAGACCGAACAUCUAUGAAGACUGACGCUCUGCAGACUGGAGACUUCAGCCUCACUCUGAGGAAACCCCACAUCUUUGACAGCAGCAACUACACCUGCACCAUCAGAGUGACGGGAGAAGAACCCAGACUGACAGAUGUUCAGCUCCAGGUGAAAGAGCCGUACGUUUUUCCUGCUGAGGCCUGGGUUCUCCUGGCUGUCCUGAUUUCUGCUGUCCUUGUGGGUCUUGGAAUAUAUCUUUGGAAAUUAUUCAAAAAAGUCCCUCAGGUGGAGGUGGAUUCAGGGGUGGAGUCUGUCCAGCUGAUCUGUAAAGCCAAAGUUCACCUGCCUGAAGAUGCUGAGGUGGGGUGGACGGACAGUUCACACAGGAAGGUCCACGUGUAUGAGAACGGCUCUGACCAGCCUGGAGAACAGGACCAGGUUUACAGAGACCGAACGAAGAUGAAUGAAGACCUGCUGAAAACUGGAGACCUCAGUCUGACCCUGAAACACCCCACAGAGAGAGACACCAACACCUACACCUGCACCGUCUACAGCAGGGAGGGAAAAGUCCUGAUGAAGAACAGGGUGCAGCUGAAAGUCAAAGUCCCCCAGGUGGAGGUGGCUCCAGGGGUGGAGUCUGUCCAGCUGCCCUUCACCACAAUUCACCUGCCUAAAGACACCAAAGUGGAGUGGAUGGACAAAGACAACAGAAAGGUCCAUGUGUAUGAGAACGGCUCUGACCAGCCUGAAGAACAGCACCAGGGUUACAGAGGACGAACUAAAAUGCAGAGAAACCUGCUGAAAACUGGAGAACUAAGUCUGACUCUGAAAUACCCCACAGACUGGGACACAAAGACCUACAGCUGCUCUGUUUACAGCAGGUGGAAGAUGAUUCGGAUGAAGACUCAAGUGGAGCUGAAAGUCAGAGUCCAUGAGGUGGAGGCGAAUCCAGGGGUGGAGUCUGUCCAGCUGCCCUUCAACACCACACUUCACCUGCCUGAAGACGCUAAAGUGGAGUGGAAGGAGAACAGAUACAACAGGAAGGUCCACGUGUAUGAGAACGGCUCUGACAAACCUGCAGAACAGCACCAGGGUUACAGAGACCGAACGAAGAUGAAUGAAGACCUGCUGAAAACUGGAGACCUCAGUCUGACCCUGAAACAGCCCACAGACUGGGACACAAAGACCUACACCUGCACCGUCUACAGCAGGGAGGGAAACAUCCUGAUGAAGAAAGAAGUGCUGCUCACUGUCAGAGCCAAAUGUAAAAGCUUCAGCAGAUGAACUGUAGGAGCAAAGUUCAUGUGUGAGACUUCAUCUGAAAGGUAACAUCUUCUAGUUUCUGAACAUGUGUUUGUUUAGCAUGUGGCUAAAACACAGGCUAAGCUAAGUCAGUUCAAAUCUCAGUAAAAACCUUCUUUGGUCCUCAUCUAUAAUCAGUCAUAUCUGAGUCACAAUAACUAGAAGAUGAUUUCUAGCAGAGCUGUGAAAAUCUCCACAUCCUUUCUCCAUGUUAUCAUCCAAAGCUGUGUGAAGUUUCAGAGCUCUGCAGCUAACAGAGACUUUCAGUUUGCUGCUCUCUUCCUCUGACAGCUCCAUUCUUAGGGAGCGUUAGUUCUCUGUUUCACUUUAUUCCACUUAUUCAGUCUGAUGUUCUCUGAUCUGUUUCUCUUGUUUAGUGUCUUAAAUGCUGCCAGUGCCUCUCUUUGCUUUAACCAACCUUUCUCUUUAUUUCUGAGCUUUUUAAGGACUUUAACUGAUGCAUCAACCUUUGAAAAUGGAAAGAAAUCAGUCAGAUUCAUGGCUGCAUCAAAGUGUCACAUGUAGUUCUCCCACAUCAGCUGGAUUAUAUCUAU